AUGGAACUCAACCGAGAACAUUUUCGCGCCAUAAUUUAUUACAACUUUCAGAGACAAUUAUCGCAACAAGAGUCGACAAUUUCCCGUUGGUGUGGAGAAUUCAAACGUGGACGGGUGAGUCUUAACGACGAUCCCAGGGUGGGUGCACCAAAAACGGCAGUCACUCAGGAAAACGUCGAUGCUGUGCGCAAACUCAUCAUUGAAGAUAGACAUGUGACAUAUCGCGAGAUUGAGGCGUCCUUGAAGAUCUCAAAGACCUCAAUUCAAAAAAUUUUACAUGAAGAAUUAGGAGUAAGAAAAUUAGUUUCUCGCUGGAUACCCCACCUGUACAGCAGUGUUAGUGGUGAUGAGUCGUGGAUUUACUGUGAAGAAAAGCCAACAAAAGUCAUCCGUUCUCGAAGUGUUUCGAAAAAGAUGGUCGUGACAUUUGUGUCAAAAGCGGGUCAUAUUGCAACAAUUCCUCUUAAUGAGCAAAGAAUUAUUACUGCGGAUCGGUAUACCACCAUUUGUUUGCCAAAAGUCAUCACCGAGCUUCGCAAAAUCAACCCCGAAAGAAGAAUCAUCCUCCACCAAGACAACGCAAGCUCGCACACAGCCCAAAAAACAAGGCAGUAUUUAACGGAAGAAAACGUGGAAUUACUGGACCAUCCUCCAUAUAGUCCCGAUCUAAGUCCUAACGGUUUCUUUACUUUCCCGAAAAUUAUGAACAGACUGCGUGAAGAAGCAGUUGACGCAUUCAAAAAUGCCGUUUUGGAUCUGCCAGCAAACGAGUGGAAUAAGUGCUUCGAAAACUGGUUCGAACGCAUUUAG
Acanthoscelides obtectus is the source of this 810-nucleotide messenger RNA. The record is from the annotation of a GenBank genome assembly. Lineage: Eukaryota; Metazoa; Arthropoda; Insecta; Coleoptera; Chrysomelidae.